This is a messenger RNA of Zychaea mexicana, 1278 nucleotides long. RefSeq lists its product as uncharacterized. The transcript is spliced from 5 exons. Bases 259 to 1224 code for a protein of 321 amino acids. Gene Ontology annotation, biological process: regulation of ribosome biogenesis. The record is from RefSeq and is a predicted model, not a curated record. Gene Ontology annotation, cellular component: nucleolus. Gene Ontology annotation, molecular function: nucleic acid binding. NCBI's taxonomy places the organism in Eukaryota, Fungi, Mucoromycota, Mucoromycetes, Mucorales, Lichtheimiaceae.
AGCCUCCGUAUGGUAUCGAAAAUUGUAAAGCAAAUGCGUCUUCUGCAGCAUCUUUGGCUCGUGUAAAGAAAGUGUUGGAAGGUGAAAGGAGAAGGCUGGAGCGAUCAUCAUCAAAGAAGUAAAAUAAAAAUUUCCUUUUUAAGCAACUCAUCCCAACAAGCCACGGUGCAACUUCCGCUUCCCCCUCCUUUCUGUCUCUCUCUCUUUUUUUUUUUUACCUCGUCUUUCAUAUAUACAUAUAUAUACCUCUAAAGUUAAAUGCUGGAAAAGUGGGACGAUUCCUUUGCUAAAACACAACUCGAAAAAUACGGUUGGAAAAAUGGCGAAGGUUUAGGCAAAGAUAAGCAUGGUAACGCCAAACACAUUGCUGUCAAAGUAAAGAAUGAUACCAAAGGUGUUGGCAAGAACCAAGAACAGUGGGACUUUGCUUGGUGGGAUCACUUGUAUAACAAAAGUGCCAGCUCAGUGAGCGUUGAAAAAGACCCAGAGGGCAGUGAGAUCCGAAUCGCAACCAAGAAAAAGAGUGAAAAUCGCAAAUCGGAAACUGGUAUUCUGAGUACGUAUCGUCCUACUGCUAAUUCUCGAGGCACCAAGGAAUCGUCCGCACCAUCUUCUCCUGCAUCGUCCAUGUCUGCCGUUGCCGAUCAGGCCAACCUGAUGGAUUCGGUGAAACAGGUGCAUUCUAGCAUGGCACAAACAAUUGCUCGAUCGUCAUUGUACAGUGGAUUUGUCAAGAGUGCGGCUACGCUUGUCCCUUCGGAUGAAACGGCAACGCCUAAAUCCAGCUCGACAUCUUCCAGCAAUACAAGCAGCGAUAACGAUGACGACGACGACGAUGACGAUGGAAAAGAUUAUUCAAUGAAAAUGACAGACGCCGAAUUGUUUGCAGCAUGUGAAGGACGUACAGCACGAAAGGGUGGUCUGGGUCUGGUAGAACAAAAGGGCAAAUAUGCUCGUGUCAUGCAGGAUUAUCUUGCUCAUGACAAGAGCAAAGACGACGUCAAGGACGACAGCAAGAAGCGGAAACGGGAUAAUGAUACAAAGGUCGAGAUGAAGAAGAAGACGAAGGGUGAGGACGGUGAGGAAAAAGAAAAGAAGAAAAAGAAGAAGAGCAAAGACGACGGAGAAGACAAGAAAAAGGACAAGAAGAAAAAGAAAAAGAGCAAAGAGAGCAACGAGAAGAAGGACAAGAAGAAGAAAAAGAAAGAAAAGAAGAGCGAUUAGAAAGAUAUCCCACCCCCACUCAUCCACCACUCCAACCAUAACAUACAUUCAUCA